Molecule: messenger RNA, 1986 nt
Organism: Silurus meridionalis
Lineage: Eukaryota; Metazoa; Chordata; Actinopteri; Siluriformes; Siluridae
Gene: gclm
Product: glutamate-cysteine ligase, modifier subunit
Exons: 7
Coding region: 169-987 (272 amino acids)
Biological process (GO): glutathione biosynthetic process
Cellular component (GO): glutamate-cysteine ligase complex
Molecular function (GO): enzyme regulator activity; glutamate-cysteine ligase catalytic subunit binding
Source: RefSeq, a predicted model, not a curated record
CCUUGACGCUUUCAUCUUCAGUGAAUGAACUCAACUCGAACCAUAAUCGCAAAGUCAUACCGCACAACGGAGCUCCGAUGAGUGGAACUGUACCGGCAUUACUAAUAGUCUGACGAGUCUGUUCACCGGCUCUAUUUAUUUUAAUAUAGUCAGUUUAGGUUUUUGAAAAUGGAGGUCAGUUCCAACCUGAAGUUGUUGCUGGAUCACGCGACGACUUUGAAGCUGCACACUGGGAACUUAGUGAACCGCGGUCGCCUCAAGAAUAAAUGUCUGUCUUCACCAAGUGAGGAGCUUCAAGAUUGCAUCAAAGGAACACUAAGUGAGUGGAUUGCAACAGUACCCAAAACACAUGAAACAGAGUUGCCCAGUGUCCUGGACUGCACAAUCCCCCAAAAUACAGAAUCGAUCACACCAGAGGAGAGAGAGGAACUGAGGGUGUCUGUCAAGCUGUUUCUCGCAGAGUCUGAUUGCUCAUCCAUAAGAAAUGCAGUGGAUAUGGCAUGCUUAUCAUUAGGUGUGUCCCAGUUGGAUUCAGUUAUCAUCGCCCCACCUCCACUUCCUGAGGGUGAAACUGUGACUCUGGACCACCUGCAGCCGCUGUGGUCCGAGCUGGAAAAAAUCGUCCAGAGUCAAAAAGCUGCUUCUAUCGGUACCUCAGACCUGGACAAGACUCAGCUAGAAGAGCUGUACAACUGGGCACAGGUUAAGCCGAGCAGUAACCAGGUAAACCUGGCCUCCUGCUGUGUGAUGCCUCCUGAUCUCACUGCAUUUGCGAAAGAGUUCGACAUCCAGUUGCUCACACACAAUGACUCCAAAGAGCUUCUCAACUCCGCAGGCUUUCAGGAAGCACUGCAAGAGAGCUUCACCGACUUACAGGUGGCAGACUGGCGGCUCGAGUGGGUCUUGCGCUACUCCAUCAUUGUCAAGAGCCGAGGCAUCAUCAAAGCCAAAGGAUACCUCGUUCAUUCACAGAAGAGCCCCAAAUAGCACAUACUACUCCAAGCAGAGCUGAUCACAGUACACCUCAUUUCUGGAAUUUUCCCAAAUACAUUGAUUUGAAAAAAAAAAAUCUUUGCUAUGGAAUAUAUAUACAUAUAUAUACAUGUGUUUCAUUUUUCCUUGUCAGUGCUCGCUGAAAUUCAUUUAAACUGAAAUACGCUGUGAAAUAUUUUUGUUUUUGUUUUUGGAAACCUGAUCUGUUCAACCUUUGUAUCAUAUACUUUUGCAGCCUGUACUAUGUUAAUGAUUUUAUGUAAUGUAGAUAACUAGUAACAGGGUGGAUGUACCACGCUUAUGUUCAUGUGCGUCAGACUUUUGCCAGUAAUUUCUUGGUUUCUGUUCAUGAAAUAUUGAAAAAGGAACUGUAUAAUGCCAGGAUUUUGUAAGUUUAUUAGAUGGGUAGGAGAGAUCAAUUACAGUAAAUGGGUUCAUAAGUUACCCUAAAUUAAGAAAAAAAGUUGUAAAUGUUUUUGGAAAGCACAUACAUUUCCAUUGAGGAAAAAAAAAAAUGAUGUAGUUGUCUGGGGCUACAACCUGCUAGCUAAGGUUGGUACAGUUUACUGAGUUUUUACAUGAUGUGUUUUCAUAACUAUCACUUUAUUUGGUUUGUCCUGUUUAAGAAGGUCUGUUUUAAAACCAUGUUGGUUCUUUAUGUAAUUUUAUGUUUUAUUAACCUAGCCAUAAAACAUGUAUAAAAAUUUGCCUACUUGUCAUUUCUUGAUUCUGGUGAUUAAAAUAUUGCACUGGUCCUGUGCAAAAGUUUUACAUAUAUGUAAACCAGCAUGUGUUUAUUAUAUGUGGAGAAAUGGCAAGAUAUCACAUACUAAGAACAUGAUUUUUUGUUUUACUGCUUCAUUGAACCAGAAUGCCUGUUUAAUUUUCACAGAUACAUGAGGUUCUAGAUUUGGCUACUGUACAUGUUCUUAAAAUGUUCCCACAUUUGACAUUUUUAAUUAGGUUCAUAAAGAAAACAUUCAAAGACUGGCA